UGCAACUCAUCCGUUUUAGUCGCUCCGGUUUUGUACCGUGAGAACUAGAGUUGUAAGUUAGCAUCAACGUUUUCCGUUCUCAAGUAACGGAAGGAACAGGAGGAUAAUCAUCUGCUGGGUAAAAGGCUAGUAAUCAAUGAAACUUGUCCCUACCACAAUUUUUUUUUAUUUCUUGUCGAUCCCCAAAUUUCGCCAAAUCAUCAAUCAAACAAUUAAAAUAGAAACCCUAAUCUUUUGAUCAUAUGUAUAUACUUUUGUUAUGUCCAUUAGAAUUCCAAUUCAACUCAAUUAGAGGGAAGGGAGGUGGGAAUGGCAAUACUGUACGCCCUUGUGGCGCGUGGAUCGGUUGUUCUGGCGGAGUACAGCCCCACGACGACAACGGCAAACGCUAUCGCCCGGCAAAUCCUCGAAAAGAUCCCCGGGAACAACGACACCAAUGUUUCCUACUCUCAGGAUAGGUAUAUUUUCCAUGUCAAACGGACCGAUGGACUCACCAUACUUUGCAUGGCCGAUGAUACUGCCGGACGGAGAAUCCCUUUUGCAUUUCUGGAAGAAAUUCAUCAAAAAUUUGUGAGGACAUAUGGCAGAGCUGUAUUGUCUGCCCAAGCUUAUGCCAUGAAUGAUGAAUUUUCAAGGGUAUUGAGUCAACAAAUGGAGUAUUUCUCUAAUGAUCCAAAUGCUGACAGAAUAAACCGUCUAAAAGGCGAAAUGAGUCAGGUGCGCAAUGUCAUGAUAGAGAAUAUUGAUAAAGUUUUGGACAGAGGUGAUCGAUUGGAGUUGCUGGUUGAUAAAACAUCCACUAUGCAAGGCAACACUUUCCGUUUCAGGAAGCAGGCUCGACGUUUUAGAAGCACCGUAUGGUGGAGAAAUGUUAAGCUAACGGUCGCAUUGAUACUACUUCUCCUGGUUAUAGUGUAUGUUGUUUUGGCUUUUGUUUGUCAUGGGCUUACUCUUCCAACUUGUUUGAAGUGACGAUCAACAUUAAGUGGGAUAUCCUUACCUUUUCCCAGUUAUAUGUGCAAUUCAUCUACCUUAUAUCUUGAUGAGGGAUGCUUUUUCUAGUCUUGAAGAAACCUCAGAAUUGUGUGUAACCUUUUAAGUUAAAAGUUGAGCUUGUUCAACUUGUAUGUUUUACAAUUUCCUUAUUCGAGAAGAUAAGAUGCGUGAAGUGUUCUCAGUGCCUCUCAUGUCGAUCGAGAUAUUUUGGCACUGGGAAACAGAACAAUUGUGUAAUCAAACUGUGAAACGAUUGUAAUUGUCUCUUUAUUUAUUUGUUGAAAUAAUUAUCUUGUAAUUUUAUUUUA
Messenger RNA from Olea europaea var. sylvestris, 1304 nucleotides. RefSeq names its product vesicle-associated membrane protein 711-like. The transcript has 4 exons. Gene Ontology annotation, cellular component: membrane. The record is from RefSeq and is a predicted model, not a curated record. NCBI's taxonomy places the organism in Eukaryota, Viridiplantae, Streptophyta, Magnoliopsida, Lamiales, Oleaceae. Gene Ontology annotation, biological process: vesicle-mediated transport. The coding region runs from base 310 to 972 and encodes 220 amino acids.